AUGCCGUGGACAGUCACCAAUUCUUUUAAGCGAGGCCUGAUGAAAACAUACGGAAGAGCAACAUGGCGCGUCUAUGACGAUGAACGGGUCGCGAAAAAAAGACGCGUCCUGGAUGAGUCGGAUGAGGCGGAGACCAACCUCCAGUAUGCGAUCCGCGAGUCCUCCGCCGCCGUGCUCUCCAGCCCCUCGCGGCGCACCUCGGUCGUCCUGUCCGAAGGUACCCUCGACGAUAUCGACGAUCUCACCACCCCCCCUUCAUCGCCGCCGCCGCCCCGGUUGACUCCGCCCCCCGCCAACGCCCGCAAGCCCACCUUUACUUUUCUCAAGCGCAAACACAAGGAGGCGGCCGGGUCACCGCUGACCGAGGUGAACUCCAACAGUGUGCGCUCCUCCGUGGACCCGCCCAAGCAGCAGCAACAACAGCACCCGCCGAACUAUCAGCAACUCCCACCCCAGCCACAAAAGGUACAGCCCAAACCGCCCGCGCUGCGCCAGAUGCAAAUCGACCUCGGAAGCGAGGUGCGCAAAACCUGUGCGACAUGCGGGAUGGAGUAUAUCCCCUCGAAUCCAGAGGACGCGGCGCUGCACAAGAAGUUUCACGAGAUGAACUCGACGGGAGUCGACCUCGGCAAGGCGUUCAUGCGCGCCAAUGCCUCGCGCUGGGUCUACGAGGCGACCCGCUUCGACGAGGGCUACGUGGUGAUCGUGGACCGCAAGGCCUCUCCCAGCGCCAAAAACCAGGCGAAGAAAGUGCUCGAGGUCGUCAACCGGGAACUGUCGUCCCCGGAGAUCGCGGAUGACGUGCUCUGGAGCCAGGCUGAGCCCCCGACGCAUCGGCCCGAGGAAAGCCCCGACGACAAGGCCGAUCGGUACCGGGUCUUCCUGCAUAUGAAGGACAGCCGGUGCGUGGGGCUGUGUCUGACGGAGCGCAUUUGGGAGUCGCGCCCAGUCGUACCGGGCGAGAAAGGUGGUGCCCACGCGAAUGGCUCGUCGGUGUCGGUGCGGGACGAGCUGCACCCGGCCAUUGUCGGGGUCUCGCGCAUUUGGACGUCGGGGGCGUCGCGAAGGAAGGGCAUCGCGUUGGAUCUGCUGGAUUGCGUCGUGAGCAAUUUUAUCUACGGCAUGGAAAUCCCUAAGGCUCAGAUUGCGUUCAGCCAGCCCACCGAGAGUGGGAAGCGGCUGGCUCAUAAGUUCUUCGAGGAGGAGGAGACGUGGCAUGUGUAUAACGAGCGGUGA
Molecule: messenger RNA, 1236 nt
Organism: Penicillium canariense
Lineage: Eukaryota; Fungi; Ascomycota; Eurotiomycetes; Eurotiales; Aspergillaceae
Product: ESCO family N-acetyltransferase
Exons: 2
Coding region: 1-1236 (411 amino acids)
Biological process (GO): mitotic sister chromatid cohesion
Cellular component (GO): nucleus; chromatin
Molecular function (GO): protein-lysine-acetyltransferase activity
Source: RefSeq, a predicted model, not a curated record